Molecule: messenger RNA, 2124 nt
Organism: Dichomitus squalens LYAD-421 SS1
Lineage: Eukaryota; Fungi; Basidiomycota; Agaricomycetes; Polyporales; Polyporaceae
Exons: 6
Coding region: 1-2124 (707 amino acids)
Source: RefSeq, a predicted model, not a curated record
AUGUGUGCCCGCUACUCUCAAGCCGUACAGGACCUGGCCAAGGCAGAACAUGGGUGGCACUUCGGUGCAAUGCACACUCAACCAGAACAGAUCCGGGAUUUCAAGAUCGAAGACAUGGCGCAUGGCAUGCAGACGGUCGCACCGCAAUUGUGGUCCCUGGUGCUCGUGGUCAUUCUGAGUAUCUUGAUGCAAUCGCGCGAUCCUCACUGCAAUGCCCUCCAAAGCACAAUGGGAAUCUUCUUGCACUCGUGCAAUGCACCCGAGAAGCUCACCAAGGUCCUCUCUCGAAUGGGCCUGUCAAUCUCGCUGCCGUCCAUCCAUCGCGCGGUCCGUUCAUUAUCGCAGCGGAGCUGCCAAGACAUCCAGCUUCUAGGCCGCUCACUCCUGACUUCCUAUGCUUUCGACAACUUUGAUGUGCUCUUGAAGGUUCUCGUUCACACAGUGGAUGGGGCACAGGGCGGCCUCGUACAUCUUACAUCCGGGGCACUUUUCCAACUUCAGCAAGUUGAGCUAGAGGACUUGCGCUGCUCGAAGCUUGUCUGGGAGCGGUCAGAGCUGAAUCCCCAUGCAUCCAAUCCCCGUUCCCUUACCGAUCCCGAGCCCGUCGAUCCCAUCCCCAUCGCAAAGACCCACUACUUGCCUCUCCGAGCGAUGGAUAUCAAUCAGUCCACCGUGGCCGGGAAUAUCAAGGCCCUCGGUGAGAUGUUCAGGCAGGCAGGUGUCGGUGAUCCGCACUUGGAAACCAACGGAGAGACUCCCCCAGUCGAUAUCAGGGAGUACAUGACAAUUGUCUUUGGCGACCUUGGUACCUACGAACGCAUCAUGUCAGCCCUCCGCCGAAGAUCUGUGGAAAGAACCCCGUACAACCGCCUUCAGUCUGUCGCCUUCGGGAUCGGCUAUUUCCAUGUCAAGAUGGCCGCAACGGAUACAGUGUGGCGGCUCGUAGUCAACCCCGUGAAUGCAAGACAAGAUGACACGAGCUUUAUGAAGACUGCGGGAGAGCUGCGACCAAAUGAGAGCUCACGACUGGUCUCCGGAGCAACAUUCCGUCAGCAGCAUGAACUGAUUGGGCAUGUCGGCAUUCUCUUACGUUUGGAUGCCUGGCGCACAGAGGUCAAGCGACGUAACCCAUCCAUUAAGUCGCUUGAGGCUUGGGCGGAUACGAAACCAUCACUGGCGGAGAUUAACGAUAUUGCGGAAUGUCUUGUGCGCGAUUAUGUUGAAGGGGAGGGCUUGGACCUUUUUGCGUUGGCGAUGCAGUCAGAACAGGCCAGGGACCAGGUCCGGGAGAAUACGAUGCGUCUUCAUAAUUAUCUCCUGCUUUACGAGGAGUUGUCGUACGCCAUGAACGCAGGAGAUAUUGGGCGACUGGAGAGCUUGCUUGCGCUGUGGAUCCCGCUGUUCCGAGCCGCCGGCAAGCACAAAUAUGGUAACUAUACGCUUCGUUUCAUGCACGACUUGUUCAAGAUAUACCCGGAAGGCCUUCGACAGGCAAUUAGGAUGAAUAUACUGGUUAAUCCGACAGGAAGACCUCAUGAAUUCCGCGCUGUCGACUGGGUAAUUGAACUAUUAAACCUACUGAUAAAGGUGAUAUACGGCGGGGAGGGUUCAAAUUACACAAAGGAGCGGAUUCUGCUCGAGUCCGUCCUUGUCCGUAUCUUUAGAAACAGUCACGCCAACAUGGAACAAAACUUUGCACUCUCGGGAUUGACUACACGACAUGCUAAGAAGAACAUGAAGAAGACAUUCGACGACAUACUCAAGCGUAUGGAAGAGAGGGGGCCCAACGAGUAUAGGGCAAGGCGGAAGUCGCAGUACGUCAUUCCCGACGCCCUUAUGAAAGGGGCAGCGAUGAUCGAGAAGGAGGGAGGUGUUUCAACUCUGAGGUCCGUUGUCUUCCGGGUGUACGGCGACGGAGAGAACACGGACGUCCAGAAGUCCUCAUAUCGAGGUCGUAACGGUCGUGAAUCCUCAGCAACGCGCGCCGGAGUCGACGGCGUGGCGCAAGCAGAGGCAGACAGGGAGAGGUCGUUCUCCUUGUCUUCUCGGCUACUGUUCUUCGGCUGGUACAGGGGACAAGUGGGGUUAUUCCCUGCAAUGGGUGUCGGAUAUGCCAAGGGUUAG